Molecule: messenger RNA, 673 nt
Organism: Erythranthe guttata (spotted monkey flower)
Lineage: Eukaryota; Viridiplantae; Streptophyta; Magnoliopsida; Lamiales; Phrymaceae
Source: RefSeq, a predicted model, not a curated record
CAACAAGUUCUCGACUGAUGUGAAAAUUAGGCAAAUGCAGCCAUUUAGUUCUACGAAACGUAAAGAAGAGUGCAUUGCAAUAAAUAUUUGAAUGACCUCUCAUCUACCUACCAUUUCUAGAGUAAAUGUAUGCUUCCCUUUCUACCUAUAUAAACAUAUAACCAUCCAUGUUUAGGGAAAAUUGUAAAAACAGUUAAAAGCAAAUAAAAGCGAAGCAAAAUGCCAAAAACACGAAAUCAAAUAAUCAAUGGGUUCUUCAACUCCGAUGAUUGGCCGCUAAGUUACGACUUGGUGAUGAUGCAUGCAAUUCAUGAGAAUUCCAUUGAACUGGAAAACCUAGAUACAGUUGAGGUUUUCAACGGCGUCCUCCUCCGCGCUACAGAGGAGAUCUGUGACUACAUUUCAGAAGAAAUCACUUUUGAAGAUGUGAAACUAAGAGUUCAUAUCAUUCGAAAGCGAUUUUAUGCUUUCUUGAAGUACAUUUCGAAGCCCGGAGUCAAGUUCAACCCUUGCACGAAAAAGGUUGCAGUCGACAUGGUUAUAUUCUCCAAGGAGAAUAAGGAGACAUGGGAGGAACGUUGGUUUCGUGUCAACGGUUUUCCUGUGUACGAAAAUGGGGGUUAAUGUGAUAUAUUUGUUCAAAUCCGGGGUCAAUGUGCAAUAUUGAUGAAGU